Messenger RNA from Chaetura pelagica (chimney swift), 8392 nucleotides. RefSeq names its product epiplakin-like. Gene Ontology annotation, biological process: wound healing; intermediate filament bundle assembly. The record is from RefSeq and is a predicted model, not a curated record. Gene Ontology annotation, molecular function: structural molecule activity; keratin filament binding. NCBI's taxonomy places the organism in Eukaryota, Metazoa, Chordata, Aves, Apodiformes, Apodidae. Gene Ontology annotation, cellular component: membrane; keratin filament; cell junction.
AUGGACACUUCCCAUGAGCCCUCGGAGGCAGCUGGCAGCAUUGCUGGAGUCUACGUAGAGGCUUCCAAGAAGGUCAUGAGCUUUUAUGAUGCCACCAGAGAGCAUCUCCUGAGUUUGGAUUGUGCUCUGUGGCUCCUGGAGGCCCAGGCAGCCACGGGUGGCAUCGCUGACCCGCUGAGGAGGAGCCACGAAUCGGUGUCAGAGGCUGUGCAGCGGGGGCUGGUGGGGCUGGAGCUGAGGGAGAGGCUCCUCUCUGCAGAGAAAGCUGCUACCGGCUUCCUGGACCCCUACACAGAGGAGAAAAUCCCCCUCUUCCAGGCUAUCCAGAAGGAGCUGGUGGGGAGGGAGCAGGGGGCCCGGCUGCUGGAGGCCCAGCUGGCAACCGGAGGUGUCCUGGACCCGGCCACGGGCGGCCGGCUGCCGGCAGACACCGCCUGCCAGCAGGGGUACCUGGACGAGGAGAUGAGGCAGCUCCUCUCCGACCCCAGCAAUGAGGACAUCAAAGGGUUCCUCGACCCCAGUACGAUGGGUAAGGUCACGUACACGGAGCUGAUGAAUAAAUGUGUUGUUGACCCAGCCACAGGCUUCCUCCUCUUGCCCCUGCAAGUCACCUUCGCGGGGCUGGGGGGGAGGGUGAACAGCAGGGACCUGCUGGACUCUGGCAUCAUCAGCCUUGACCUGUUCAGAGGUCUUGAGGAGGGAAGAGUUUCUGCCCAGGAGGUGGCAGAGAACGACUCCAUUCAGCAGUUCCUGCGUGGGACGAGGAGUGUGGCUGGCGUUGUCCUGCCUUCCAGCGAGAGGAAGAGCCUUUACCAGGCCCUGAGAGAGCAUCUCCUCAUGCCUGGUGCUGCUCUGAUGCUCCUGCAGGUCCAGGCCUCCAUCGGCAGCCUGACUGACCCCAUAAAGAACAAAAGCUACUUGGUUGAUGAGGCUGUCAGGGUUGGUCUCAUCGGCCCAGAGCUUCAUGAGAAGCUGUCUUCAGCUGAGAGGUCCAUCACUGGCUACCGGGACCCCUGCACUGGAGAAAUGCUCUCUCUGUUCCAAGCCAUCAGGAAAGGCUUCAUCCCCAGGGAUCAUGGCAUUUGCCUUCUGGAGGCACAGAUGGCCACGGGGGGGAUCAUUGCUCCUGGCAGGCACCUCCGUGUCCCCAUGGAGACAGCUUGCAAGUGGGGGUACCUGGACGAGGCCACAAAACAGCUCCUCUCCAGUCCUACUGAAGACAUGAAAGGGUUCUUGGACCCCACCUCCAAGGAGAAGCUGAUCUACGCAGACCUGCUCAAGCGCUGUGUCACUGACCCCAUCACAGGGCUCCUCCUGCUGCCACUUGGUGGAGGCAGCAGAGAAGGAUCCAAUGGGACCCACCUCUUCUUUGACCAUAGGACCCAAACAGCUCUGGAAAACACAGAAGUGCCCAUCUCUGUGGGGAAGUUCAAGGGAAAGUCGGUGUCUCUCUGGAAGCUCCUCUUCUCAGACUACAUCCAGGGUGAGCAGAGAGCUGCUCUGGCCCAGCAGUACCUUUCAGGAACGCUCUCUACGCAGGAACUGGGGAAGGCGGUCAGGGCCACCAUUGAGGAGAUGGCUUCCACUGCUAACCUCACCUUUGAAGGACUGAGGGACCGGGUGACAGCCGACCAGCUCCUGAGCUCUGAAAUCAUCAACAAAGAUUUGUUUAAGAAACUGAAAGAGGGAGAAACAUCAGCCAAGGAAGUUGUCAGUAUGGACACAGUCAAGAAAUACCUGCAAGGGACAGGUAGCAUUGGUGGGCUCCUGCUUCCUGACUCCCAGGAGAAGAUCAGCAUUUACCAGGCAAGGCGGAAAGGACUUUUGAGGCCAGGGACAUCCCUGAUCCUCUUGGAGGCACAGGCUGCGACCGGGUUUGUCAUUGACCCCACUGCCAACAAAAGGUAUUCUGUGGACGAGGCGCUGAGAGCCAACGUCAUCGGCCCAGAUGUGUACGACAAGCUGCUGGCGGCGGAGAAAUCGGUCACUGGCUACAGGGACCCCUACUCGGGAGACAAGAUCUCCCUCUUCCAGGCCAUGAAGAAGGAGCUGAUCGUCAAGGAGCACGGCAUCCGCCUGCUGGAGGCCCAGAUCGCCACGGGCGGCAUCAUCGACCCCGUGCACAGCCACCGCAUCCCUGUGGAGGUGGCCUACAAGAGGGGCUACUUCGACAAGAAGAUGAACUUGAUCCUUUCUGACCCCAGCGACGACACCAAGGGCUUCUUCGACCCCAACACCCACGAGAACCUCACCUACCUGCAGCUGAAGGAGAAGUGCAUCACUGAGCCAACCACCGGGCUCUGCCUCCUUCCUCUGAACAGCAGGAAGCGCCAGUUCAUCGAUGACACCACCAGACGGGUCUUCAGCAGCUCCUGGAUGCCUGUCAGGUUCGGGAGGUUCCGGGGAGAGAAGGGCUCUGUGUGGGACCUGCUGGACUCUGAGUACUUCAGCGAGGGCAGGCGCCGGGAGAUCUUCAACCACUACCAGCUGAAGAAGCUCACCCUGGAGCAAAUCCGGGUUAUGUUAGAGGAGGAAAUGAAAAAAUGGGCCCCCAUCAAGUUCCUGGCCAUGAGAGGCAGCGUCAGUGCUUACCACCUGAUGGAGACAGGGGUCAUUGACAAGGCCCUGUUUGAGAAGGUGUUGGAGGGAUCCGUCACACCAGAGGAGGUCCUGCACAUGGACUCUGUCAAGAAGUACCUCUAUGGCUCUGGCAGCAUUGGGGGGGUUGUGCUGCAGCCCUCAAACCAGAGGAUAAGCAUUUAUGAGGCCAUGAAGAAAAACAUCAUGGUACCAGGGGUAGCCCUCCCACUGCUGGAGGCCCAGGCUGCCACAGGCUUCAUCAUCGACCCUGUGAACAACCAGAAGCUCUGUGUGGAUGAUGCCAUCAAGGAGGGAGUCAUUGGGCCAGAAGUCCAUGAGAAGCUGCAGCAUGCAGAAGGGGCUGUAACAGGCUACAAAGAUCCUUUCACAGGCAAGAAAAUCCCCCUCUUCCAGGCCAUGAAGAAGGGCUUGAUUGCUGACAAACAGGCCAUGCAGCUGAUGGAGGUGCAGAUGGCUACAGGAGGCAUCAUCGACCCAACAUGUGGCCACUAUAUCCCCAUAGAAUCUGCUCAGAAGCGUGGGUGCCUGGAUGAGGACACCAGCAAGGCCCUCUCUGAGCCCAGUGACAGCACCAGGGCCUUCAUUGUCCCAGACAGCAAGGAGACCAUGACCUAUGCUGAAUUAAUCCAGCGCUGCCAGAAGGACGAGGUCUCUGGUUUCCACUUACUGCCUCUGCCACAGGCAGCUGCUGCUGCCUACACUGAUGAGGAAAUCCAACGGAUUUUUAAGGAAACUGUGGUGAAGGAAAAAGGGGUAUCCCUCUGGGAGCUGAUCCACUCUGGGUACUUCACCGAGGAGCAGAGGAACGACUUCCUGGAGAGGUUCCGCUCUGAGGAGAUGUCGCUGCAGCAGCUGGUGGCCCUGGUGCUCCGGCUGGUGGGGGAGAUGGAGCUGAAGGCUCGGACCCACAUCACCCUGCAGGGCCUACGGGGCAGUGUCCCUGCUGUCUGGCUGCUGGACACUGGCAUCAUUUCUGAGAAGACAUUUGAGGAACUGGCUCAGGGCGUAAGAACUCCCGAGGAAGUGGCUGAGAUGGAGAGCGUGAGGAGGUACCUGCAGGGCACAGGGAGCAUCUCUGGCGUGUUCAUAGAGGCAUCCAAAAAGAAGAUGAGUUUUUACGAUGCCAUGAAAAACAAUCUCCUCCUGCCCGGGGCUGCCCUGAGGCUGCUGGAAGCUCAGGCAGCCACGGGAUACCUGACUGACCCCACCACCAACCAGAGGCUCAGUGUGAGGGACGCUGUGAAAGCUGGUGUUGUUGGUGAAGAGCUCACUGAGAAACUCUUUCUGGCUGAGAGGGCAGUGACUGGCUACACAGACCCCUACACAGGGAGCUCCAUCUCAAUAUGUCAGGCCCUCCGGAAAGAGCUGAUUCCCUUGGGAGAUGCUCUUCCCUUGCUAGAGGCCCAGCUGGCCACAGGAGGGAUCAUCGAUCCCAUCCACCACCACCACCUCCCACUCCAAGCUGCCUACAGAUAUGGCUUCUACGAUGAGGACCUGAACCAAACCCUCUCGCAGCAGAAUGACAGCACCAAGGCCUUUUUUGACCCGAACAUGAAGGAGAACAUGACCUACCAGCAGCUGAAGGACAGGUGUGUUCAUGAGGCCGAGUCAGGGCUCUGGCUCCUUCCUCUAUCAGAAGACUCCAUGUUCUGUGUGGAUGAGCAGACCAUGGAGGUGCUGAGAUCCGUGACCGUUUGUGUCAACAUAGGGAGGUUCAAAGGCCAGACAGUAUCGGUCUGGGACCUUCUCAACUCUGAAUACUUCUCAGACAGCAAGAGAAGAGAGCUAGUGCAGAAGUACAAAGAGGAGAAGGCCCAAGUGCUACAUGAAAUCAUAACAAUUGUCACCACAAUCAUCCAAGAGACUGAGACGCGAGGCAAGAAGAUUGCGUUCAAGGGCCUGCGGAAAAGAGUCUCUGCCAGCGACCUCUUCCAGUCUCAGCUGAUAGACAAAAAGACCCUCGAUGAGCUCAGCCAGGGGAAGAAAACUGUCAAAGAGGUCACAGAAAUGGACUCUGUCCGCAGGUACCUGGAGGGCACCAAUUUCAUAGCAGGGGUCCUUAUACAGCCCAGCAACGAGAAGAUGAGCAUCUACCAGGCCAUGUGGAAGGGUAUCCUGAGGCCGGGGACAGCCCUGGUGCUGCUGGAGGCACAGGCUGCCACCGGCUACAUCAUUGACCCGGAGAAGAACAAGAAGUUUUCAGUGGAGGAAGCGUUAGCUGUGGGUCUAAUUGGAGGAGAGAUCUUUGAAAAGCUUCUCUGUGCAGAGAAAGCUGUGACGGGCUACACUGACCCCUACACCAAGGCCCCCAUGUCCCUCUUUGAAGCUAUGAACCAAGGGCUGAUUGUGAGGAGCCACGGGAUCCGCCUGCUGGAGGCCCAGAUCGCCACGGGCGGCAUCAUCGACCCCGUGCACAGCCACCGCCUGCCCGUGGAGGUGGCCUACCAGAGGGGCUACUUCGACCAGGAGAUGAGCCGCGUCCUGUCUGACCCCAGUGACGACACCAAGGGCUUCUUCGACCCCAACACCCACGAGAACCUCACCUACAUGCAGCUCCUGGAGAGAUGUGUCCAAGAUCCAGAGACUGGGUUGUACAUGCUACAAGUUGUGCAGGAAGGAGGAAAGUAUUUCUACAUUGAUGAGCUUACAAAACAGGCUUUGCGGGCGAAGCUCCUUGAAGUGCAAGUUGGGAAGUUUAAGGGCCAAACAGUUUCUGUCUGGGACAUUCUCUGCUCCCAUUACUUCUCCCAGCAUAAACGCAAAGAACUAGUGAUCCAGUACAAAUGCAAAACCCUCCCACUGGAGGACCUCAUAGACCUCAUCCUGAAAAUAAUUGAGGACACAGAGCGAAGAGCAGCAGCCCUCAAGGUUAAAGGGCUGCGGGGGGAGGUGUCAGUGUCAGAGUUGUUCAACUCUGAGAUCAUCGACAAGAAAACCCUGGACCAGCUGCAGGAUGGGAGUCUCACCCUGGCCAGCCUCACAACGAGGGACACCAUCAAAAGGUACCUGGAUGGCACUGGAUGCAUUGCUGGGGUCCUUCUUCCGUCAAGGAAAGAGAAGAUGAGCAUCUCCCAGGCCCUGGAGAGGGGCCUCCUCACCGAGCAGUGUGCACUGGGGCUGCUGGAGGCACAGGCUGCCACUGGCUUCAUCAUUGACCCCCUGAAGAAUGAGAAGCUCUCUGUUGAUGAGGCCAUCUCCGCUGGGCUGGUGGGAAGCCACUUGCACCAGAAGCUGCUGUGGGCAGAGAAAGCUGUAACAGGAUACACAGAUCCUCAGACUGGAAAUAAAAUAUCCCUCUUCCAGGCCAUAAAGCAGAAGAUAACAGUCAGGGAGCACGGGAUCCGCCUGCUGGAGGCUCAGAUCGCCACGGGUGGCAUCAUUGACCCCGUGCACAGCCACCGCCUGCCCGUGGAGGUGGCCUACAAGAGGGGCUACUUGGAUGAUGACAUGUUUCUCCUACUUUCUGACCCAGAUCACGGCAGCAAAGGCUUUAUAGAUCCAAACACCCAUGAGAAAAUUAGUUACAGUCAGCUCCUGGAGAGAUGCUCUAAGGACAGAGACACAGGACUGUACCUGCUGCAGGUCAUGGAAAAAGACAAAGACUAUUUCUACAUUGAUGAGCAAACCAAAAAUACCCUUUUAUGUACAAAGGUCAAAAUGCCUGUUGGGAAAUACAAGGGACAGAAGCUGUCGGUGGAGCAGGCCGUUUCCAGCGGGCUGGUGGGCAGCGAGCUGCAGGAGAAGCUGCUGUCGGCCGAGCGGGCCGUGACGGGCUACACCGACCCCUACACGGGCCAGCAGAUCUCCCUCUUCCAGGCCAUGAAGAAGGAGCUGAUCGUCAAGGAGCACGGCAUCCGCCUGCUGGAGGCCCAGAUCGCCACGGGCGGCAUCAUCGACCCCGUGCACAGCCACCGCCUGCCCGUGGAGGUGGCCUACCAGAGGGGCUACUUCGACCAGGAGAUGAGCCGCGUCCUGUCCGACCCCAGCGACGACACCAAGGGCUUCUUCGACCCCAACACCCACGAGAACCUCACCUACAUGCAGCUCCUGCCCCCCCGCUGCGUGCCCGACCCGGACACGGGGCUGCUGAUGCUCCAGCUGAUGGACAAGGGCUCCGCCAUCUACCAGCUGCCCGAGGAGGCCCGCAAAGCCCUGCAGGCCGCCCGCACCACCCUCAGCGUGGGGCUCUUCCAGGGCCAGAGCGUCACCCUCUGGGAGCUCCUCUUCUCCCGCUACGUCCCCGACCAGCGGCGCCAGGACCUCCUGCGCCAGUACAAGGCAGGGACGCUCAGCGUCUCCCAGAUGAGCAGCCUCCUCACCGCCAUCGAGGCGGUGGAGCGGAGCAGCAAGGUGAAGUUCGCAGGCCUCAGGAGGCAGGUGACCGCCUCGGACCUGGCCGACUCGGGCAUCAUCGACAAGGAGACGCUGGCCCAGCUGGUGCAGGGCUCCAAGACGGUGCAGGAGGUGACGCAAAUGGCCUCCGUCAAGCGCUACCUGGACGGCACAGGCUGCAUCGCCGGCGUGCUGGUGCCCUCCAAGGGCGACCCCGCCAAGCUGGAGAAGAUGAGCAUCUACCAGGCCAUGUGGAAGGGCGUGCUGAGGCAGGGCACGGGGCUGGUGCUGCUGGAGGCGCAGGCGGCCACCGGCUUCCUGGUCGACCCGCUCACCAACCAGAAGCUGUCGGUGGAGCAGGCCGUUUCCAGCGGGCUGCCGCGGCAGCGGGAGGCCCCGGCGCCGGCCCAGAACGGCGAGGCCACGGGCUCCCGGCGGGAGCAGGAGCUGGAGCGGGAGCGGGAGCGGGAGCUGGAGCAGGCCCUCAAGUCCCGCACCGUCGAGGUCCCGGCGGGCAGCUUCCCCGUCCGAGAGGUGUCCCUGUGGGAGCUCCUCUUCUCCAAGUACGUGUACGAGCAGAAGAGGCAGGAGCUGCUGGGGCAGGUGCGGGCCGGCAGCCUGGCGCUGGAGGAGCUGGCCGGGGUCCUGCGCCUCCUGGUGCAGGAGGCGGUGGAGCGGAGCAGCAAGGUGAAGUUCGCAGGCCUCAGGAGGCAGGUGACCGCCUCGGACCUGGCCGACUCGGGCAUCAUCGACAAGGAGACGCUGGCCCAGCUGGUGCAGGGCUCCAAGACGGUGCAGGAGGUGACGCAAAUGGCCUCCGUCAAGCGCUACCUGGACGGCACAGGCUGCAUCGCCGGCGUGCUGGUGCCCUCCAAGGGCGACCCCGCCAAGCUGGAGAAGAUGAGCAUCUACCAGGCCAUGUGGAAGGGCGUGCUGAGGCAGGGCACGGGGCUGGUGCUGCUGGAGGCGCAGGCGGCCACCGGCUUCCUGGUCGACCCGCUCACCAACCAGAAGCUGUCGGUGGAGCAGGCCGUUUCCAGCGGGCUGGUGGGCAGCGAGCUGCAGGAGAAGCUGCUGUCGGCCGAGCGGGCCGUGACGGGCUACACCGACCCCUACACGGGCCAGCAGAUCUCCCUCUUCCAGGCCAUGAAGAAGGAGCUGAUCGUCAAGGAGCACGGCAUCCGCCUGCUGGAGGCCCAGAUCGCCACGGGCGGCAUCAUCGACCCCGUGCACAGCCACCGCCUGCCCGUGGAGGUGGCCUACCAGAGGGGCUACUUCGACCAGGAGAUGAGCCGCGUCCUGUCCGACCCCAGCGACGACACCAAGGGCUUCUUCGACCCCAACACCCACGAGAACUUCACCUACAUGCAGCUCCUGCGCCGCUGCGUGCCCGACCCGGACACUGGACUUUACUUCCUCAAAGUUGUUUGAAAUAAUUUUGAAUCUUGUUGCACUGUUU